CGUCGCCCGCUCCGGGGAGGGGGCGGGGGGUUUCACUUCCGGGACGGUGUUCCGGCCCACUCCGGCCCACUUCCACCCCCGGAGCUCCCAGUCCUCCGGCGCGGACCGUAGAGAGACCCUCCUCCUGGGGAAAGGCGCUGGUGUCGGCUCCAAAAGAAACACCUGCGUUCCUGAUGGCAUCGACAGAGGCUCUUACUGGAUUCAAAGUUUCAAAACAAACUGUAACGCUUUGGAAAAAGCAGGGUUGAAUGCCUGCCUUCACCUUCAGGCACGACCAUGGAGAAAGGAGGGAACAUACAACUGGAGAUCCCUGACUUCAGCAACUCUGUCUUGAGCCAUCUAAACCAGCUGCGCAUGCAGGGCCGGCUCUGUGACAUCGUGGUCAAUGUGCAAGGACAAGCCUUUCGGGCUCACAAAGUAGUCCUGGCUGCCAGCUCCCCCUAUUUCCGGGAUCACAUGUCCUUGAAUGAAAUGAGUACUGUCUCCAUCUCGGUCAUCAAGAACCCUACUGUUUUUGAGCAGCUCCUUUCGUUCUGUUACACCGGGCGGAUAUGCCUGCAGUUGGCGGACAUCAUCAGCUACCUGACUGCUGCCAGCUUCCUGCAGAUGCAGCAUAUUAUAGACAAAUGCACGCAGAUCCUGGAGGGCAUUCACUUCAAAAUCAACGUGGCUGAGGUUGAAGCAGAAUUAAGUCAGACAAGGACAAAGCAUCAAGAGAGACCUCCUGAGUCUCACAGGGUCACACCGAAUCUGAACCGCUCCAUUAGCCCCAGACAUAAUACCCCAAAGGGAAGCCGGCGAGGCCAGGUCAGUGCCGUGCUGGAUGUCAGAGAGCUGAGUCCCCCUGGGGAGUCCACCAGUCCUCAGAUAAUUGAACAGAGUUCUGACGUAGAGAGCCGGGAGCCCAUUCUUCGGAUCAACCGCGCAGGCCAGUGGUAUGUGGAGACAGGGGUAGCAGACCGGGGCGGCCGGAGUGAUGAUGAAGUGAGGGUCCUUGGAGCAGUACACAUCAAAACUGAAAAUCUGGAGGAGUGGCUGGGGCCUGAAAAUCAGCCUUCUGGAGAAGAUGGAAGUAGUGCAGAGGAAGUCACAGCCAUGGUGAUUGACACCACAGGCCACGGUUCUGUAGGACAAGAAACUUACUCGUUAGGAUCUUCAGGAGCCAAAGUAGCACGUCCAACCAGCAGUGAAGUUGACAGAUUUAGCCCCUCUGGCAGCGUUGUUCCCUUGACAGAGAGACACAGAGCCCGCAGUGAAUCUCCUGGGAGAAUGGAUGAGCCUAAGCAACUCAGCUCCCAGGUAGAAGAGUCAGCAAUGAUGGGGGUAAGUGGCUAUGUGGAGUAUCUCCGAGAACAGGAAGUAUCUGAGCGGUGGUUCCGGUAUAACCCCCGUCUCACUUGCAUCUACUGCGCCAAAUCUUUCAACCAAAAGGGGAGCCUAGACCGCCACAUGCGCCUGCACAUGGGGAUUACACCAUUUGUCUGCCGCAUGUGUGGCAAGAAGUAUACCCGGAAAGAUCAGCUGGAGUAUCAUAUCCGCAAGCACACAGGCAACAAGCCCUUUCACUGUCAUGUUUGUGGCAAAAGUUUUCCCUUCCAGGCUAUCUUAAAUCAGCACUUUCGCAAAAACCACCCUGGCUGUAUACCCUUGGAGGGGCCUCACAGCAUCUCUCCUGAAACAACUGUCACAUCGCGGGGGCAAGCUGAGGAAGCGUCACCGUCACAGGAAGAGACAGUUGCUUCUGGGGAAACUGCGCAGGGCUCUGUGUCCACCACGGGGCCUGACUGAAAUAGUGAGGGGAAGGGGGCAGAUCCUCUUCCCCUUUGGGCCGUAAGCAGCCUGCAUCCAGGCUGUGGGCUGGUACUUAGAUUCACAAAAUGCCACAUCACUAGACCAGAAGAUGCUCCCAAGAUGUUGCCAAACUAGACGAUCAGCAACAUCCAUAGAAGCACUAAAGGCUCUUCCCCUCCUCUUUCCACCUCACAUUUUGGAAAGUAAUCAAGCAAAUCAAACUUUUAAUUCAGGGAUCAACAGCCUUGGUUUGUUAACUUUGUAAGAAAAAAUUUUUUAAUGAAACAGUGAUAAAUAGUCAUGUAUCCGCCAGUCACGUUGAACACUGUACUUUGGUCCAUAUCAUCUUAGUGGCUGUAAUUGCCCAGGUCUAAACAAUGCAGCAGGAGCCUUGGCCGUCAGGAGCAGCCAACACCAGAGAGAAUGAGGUAGUCACGAUGGUGUGAGGGGAGUUGGUCGUCUUCCUUCCCUGCCUGAACAUGCAUUUUCACAUCUGAAGAAAAACCCAAUGAAUACCGAUGGUUCUGUUGUUUUCAAAGGUUUGACUUUGUCUUUGCCCUGACUAGGCAUGUCGUCCUUGGUCUGAGCGUUGCAUGAAAUCAGCCCUCUUGGAGCAGUAUUCUAGUGGGCAGCAACACCUAAAGCACUUUAAAAGGAAGUGAAGUGAGCCGCAAAGCGUUUGCAGUAGGUACUGCUACAUUUGGAGGCUUGAAUGUUGGGUUCAGGAAAGGAGGAGCAGGGAAGAAAGUGUUUGUGUUUGGCAAAUGUCAGACAGCGCAGAGCCAUAUUGAAGCUUCCUGAUUCAUAUUUGUAAACCAUAAUGUUCCAUUCUCAGGUAUUGGGACAUGGCUCUGGUUCAAAUUAAUUAAUGCGUUAAGCUGACUACCAAAGUUCCAUCUAGUCUCCUUGGCUCCUGCUAUCAUAUAACAGCAAUAUUGUACUUCAAAAAAAUGUCAUUUUCCAGUGAAAUGAGCCUGGAUUGUAUUUUUAAAUCCACAGGUCUCCAUAUUUGAUAACUUUUAUAUGAAGUUUUAAACACAUUUUCUUGCAAUAUUGUGGUUGAAGAAAUUCAACAUUAUGGUUCUUCUUGCAAUCACAAUUACAUUUCCUUCUACAUAUGUAAGACUUUAUAUUUUCAUUCCAAUAGAAGAACCUCACUUAAAUCUAUGUCUCGGGUCUGCAAACCUGGAAAUUCAUAAACCAACCAUCAGCAACUUGCUGGUGACUCCAAGAGCUUUGAUUUGUAAUAAUACACUACAGGGCACUUAACAGAAAACAUCAUGCACAAUCAUGUUGCAAUAAAUGAUCAAGGGAUCAGUUUCGAUCAGGUUUGGUUACUUAAAUCAUUCCUAAGAUUUUUUAAAACUUCAAGGGACCUUUUUAGUAAUUCUGGAUAUUUCUGAGAUUCAUAAGUUAGCACAAAGAGAGAACUUAACAUGGAGCUUUAGUUGCCCUGUCUUGCAUACAGAGCGAGGAGGAGGAAUAGCAAAGGAUGCAGGCAAGUAGAUGCUUAUAACUUACAGUGCAAAUAGAAAAGAGAAAAUCUCUAGCUUCUCAUGAUUGAUCUUUUGUUUUAAGUAUUUAUGUAAUGGUUUAAGAAGUUGUUUUGAUGCAAAGACAUAGAUGAUUGUAAAAGAGAUUUGGGAGAAAGGCUGGUCAUUACCACCAGCAGUGGUGAGCCAUUUCUGAGAAGGUUAAUUAUGUGGUCCUUUUCUGAGAAUGCUUUGUGGUAUGUGGAAAGAUGGGUAGAAAAGAAUGGCAUUUCUUUGAUGAUAGAAAAUUAGAAUGCAAAAGGUAGCUCUUAAGCAAUCUGAGAAUUGUACAUGUACAUUCACCUGCAUCCCAUAUUUAGAGAAAGAUUAUUCUCUUCUGGAAAAGCAUAGAAAUGAAUCUUUUAUAGGAAUAUGAAGAUACUAUCAUUUGAUAAGAGCUUACCCUUAAAGGCUUCAUUGAAGCUGCUUUUAUCUUUAGGAGGCAUAAACUGGGGCAUCCUUCUCUUUAGUUUGGCAACAACAUGAUAGGGUAAAACCUGUCUCCAAGAUCCGUCUUAGGGACUGGCUCUGCCCUGUGGCAUGGAAAAGGUAGAGUUAAAAUUAGAUUGAAAUCCUUUGAGUUUCAGAUGGAAAUCAAGGAUUUCGAUAAACAGAUUUUUGCCACUAAUAACUAGAAGAGGUCUCAUGAGAAGUACAGAAUAUGCUGCUUCUAGCCUACCAAAAAAAUUUCAAGUCCAUCUUACUUUUGAUAAGUAGUAUGCUAGAAAGUUCUUUAUUGCAUUGCUUUUUUCACUUCUUAGAUUAUAUGUGAGAAAAUAGAGCUUUGUAAACUAUUACCAAAUUGUAAUGGUGAAGUGCAGUAAUAUCUGUAAACAGGAGCUUUGCAUUAUGCAUCAAUGCUGCCUCCAGGAUUAGCAACAAACAUUUUAAAUGAAGUAGAGACUGUCUUAAUUUAUGUAGAACUGGUACAAUGUUCUUCCCUUUUCAUUUACUUCUAACAGGUCUUCCCUGUACUGAUACUGUGAGUAGAGAGCUUCCUCGUAGCCUCAGACCACACCAACACAAUCAUAUGUGAUUGUUCUCCUCUUGGCAUAACCAGAACCAAGAAACUGAAGAAACUUCAGGACAGGGUAGCCUUUAAACAGACUAAAGCAUUGAAAGCAAUCCCCCCGUUUUAGUUAGUAGAGAUACUACUAUUCUAAAUAUCUGUCCAGGAUUCUUAUCCAGGCACACUGUGACAUUGUCCUCAUUCUUAGCUAACAUCUCUGUAGAAUUAGUAAUGUUCUAUUUACACUAAUGAAUACUUGUUUCGGGUGUGCAUGGAGGAUAUACUAAAUGGACUGUGGGUGAUGCUAAAAACUCAUUACCAAAUCUUAACUUGCACAUGUCACCUUAUUAAGGGAACUGCAUUAGCAAUGAGAGCUAAAAUCAUCAAGUACUUUAAUGCCAUGAAAUUGCAAACAUUGGGACCAUAAUUUUAAUUUUACUAAGUGUCAUUUAGUAGCAAAGGAGCUAUUCAGUAUUCUCAGCAAAAGAUGAGAGAUGGCAAUAUAUUAAUCUACUUUCUUUCUAAGAUGUACAUUUAUUCUCUCUGAAGUCUGAUCCAAGUAUAAAGUAUAGAUUGGCAUGAACAGUAACACUGUACUUAGGCAGGAAGGCUCUUUCUAAUGACUUGUUCUCUUUUUACUCAGAACCACAUUUACCUCUGAACUAGGUUGAACUUUAUUUUAUGUAAGUUACGAACUACCCCCCACACACAAUUUUGUUAUAAUAGAGGGUUAAAUCUAAGCUUUAGUAUGUAAAGUGAAUUAGAUUGUAAAGGCUCAAGAUUGGAAAAGUAGAGAGUAGUUAAGGAACAUUUUCCUGGGGUUUUUUUCUUUUUCUUUCUUUCUUUUUUUUUUUUUUUUUUUUUUUUUUGGGCAUUUUUUAAGUUUUUCCAACUUCCUCUACAUAAGUGAAACAUUCUUCCAAAGAUAGUGUGAUGAUAGAAGUAGUCUGUUUUCACUCAACCUCAUUGUUGACUUUCUGGCUUUGGAUGGAAAUGGGCUGGUAGAAGAAUAAAAUAGGGACCUUCACUCUUACAGCUGAAUAAUCUGUGGCCAAGAAACAAGUUUUACAAAGUUUUAGCUGUUAUUUGACACUGUUUCUUUUUACUGGCAAAAGCUGUAUUUUGUUUCACUAGAAAAUCUAAUUUAAAGAAAUUAAACCAGUAAAUAAUGGAAGGAAGUUGAACAAAGGCAAAGCCCUUCUGAGCAAUAAUGGGGAGGUAAUGAAUUAGAAAGGAUUGGAAUUCUGGAAGUUUUUCCUUUUUUUCAGAUAUGGCAAGACAAAAUUUCUUUUUCUCAAAUGCCCUUCCCCUAGUCCGUGUACUUGUUCAAGGAAUAACAGAUGAGUCUUUAUUGAAACUCUUUACUUAGGCCUUAUGGGAAAGAGUUUAAAAUAUUGAACUAUUUUUUUUUUCCAAAGAUUUUUUUUACUUUACUUGAAAGUCAGAGUUACACAGAGAGAGGAGAGGCAGAGAGAGAGAGAGAGAGGUGUUUUCCCAUCCAACGGUUCACUCCCCAAGUGGCUGCAAUAGCUGAAGCUGCGCUGUUCCGAAGCCGGGAGCCAGGAGCGUCCUCUGGGUACCUGACACGGGUGCACAGGGGCCCAAGGACUUGGGUCAUCUUCUGCUGCUUUCCCAGGCUAUAGCAGAGAGCUGGAUAGGAAGUGGAGCAGCCGGGUCUUGAACUGGCACCCAUAUGGGAUGCCAGCACUUCAGGCCAGGGGGUUAACCCGCUGUGCCACAGCACUGGCCCCUGAACUAUUUUUGCCCUUCAGAUUUAGAAGCAAUAAGCAGUUGUCAGUUACAUCCUAAGUAUGAGAAUAUGUCCCUUAGCAAAGUAUAUCCUUAGAACCAUUAGAUCAGUGUUCAGCAACCUAAACCAAAUCCUGAGACUACCUGCUUGUGUUUAAAAAAAAAAAAAAGGUAUUGUAACAGGGCCAUACCAGUUCAUUGUGUAUUCUACAGUGGCAAAGUUGAAUACACAGCCUACAGAGUUCGGAAAUCUUUACUGUCUGGAAUGGACAGAAAUUCUGUUAGAUUUGGAAGCACAACCCCCACCAUUUUGUCAUUCCUACUAUUUUGCCUUUACAGUAGUUCUGCUGAGGCUUAAAUUGGUGCUGUCACACAGCAUCCAUCUCUGUCAAAGAGGUUGCCAGCUUUUGUAAGUCUCCUCUCAUAAUCCUCUUUGUGCUUCUUCCUAAUUCUCACUGCCUUAAGGGCACUUAGGAAGGGCCUAUCCUUGGCCUUCCCAUAAAGGUACAGGUAAAUCCAAGUUUAAGAUAGUAGUUAUAACAUGAUAAUCUGAAAAAUAAUUUAUGCAUCCUAAUGUCGGACUAAAUGAGUACCAUGUCUACCAAAAAUACUGUUAAAAUUUUUAAGUAAGCUUUGCCAUUCCUUGAGUUAACCUGAACUGAUUUGCAUAAUGUGGCAAUAAUGAAUUUAUUCCCACUAAGAUAAAAAAUAAUUUCUGUUGAGUGUUUUGAUUCAUAUCCAAAGUACUGUUUUUCUAGAUUACAGGCCUCUACCCCUUCCCUGUAGUAUAAAUCUUCGUUUUAACUUCUUCAAGUAAAUUCACUCUGUUACCAUGUAGAACAGUAAAAAGUGAAGUCUUCCUCCUCUUAUCUCUGGAUGAAACGUUGAGGAUGUCAAAUUCUUCUUAGAUCUAUCUUUGUAUCUUUGUUACUGUCUUUAAUUUUUCUAAAUAUAUAUUGGAGCAUUAUGUAUUUGUGAAAGUGUUCAUUCUUCUUACUUCUACCAGAUACGGGAAAAAUGGGAAAUGUUAGGGUGUCAAAAUAGAAAUCCUUGCAAGAGAAAAAAUAGAACCGUUCUCUACUUGGGAAGAGUAAAUAGACUGCUGAGUUAAAUGUAUUUACCUCAACAGAGUUUUCUAAGCUGUACUCAUAGGGUACAAAAUGAGUUUGAUUCUUUGUUGUGAGCUCUGCCAACAUUGACAAACGUUCAGGUGAAUAGUAGCCUCCUGGAGGGCACCUCUUCAUCCUUAAAGUUGCCUUCUUCUGAUUGGAUGUUACUAUAUUUUUUGAUAUACUCUCUGAGUAAUAGAUAAUCUUCCCUUAUGAAGUUCAGAGUGUUUGCCCUAGAUGAGAUCCGCCUUGUCUUGGAGCACUUAGACCCAUAGUAACAGUAAGUUCUUGAGAUUUUGGAGUAUUUUCUGAUUAACCUGGGGUUCUAAUUAAUCUGGGAUAUGGGACUUAGAAGAAAUUGGAUUUGGAUAGCCCAGUGAGUCAUUUUAUCCCACCCUCUUUGAAGUCCUGAGAAUAGAUACCAUGUCAGUAUGAAUCCCUUGGAAGCAGUGUCAUUUGUCAAGCGUUCUGACUUCUUUGAUCAUUUCCUGCCUUAUUUCUUGUUUGCUUUCCCAUCUCUCUCUCUUUGUCUUUAAUCUUCUUAUUCUUAAAUGGUGCUUUUCCCAUGGCCAGUGUUUUUACUUACAAAGUAAGUAGGCUUUCUUGCUCAGGACAAACCAGAGUUAGAUAUCAUUAGUACCUUAAAACAUCUGGAUAGUUACAUUCCAUAGGAUAGGAAGAGAGAUAUCACAAUUUGAAAGAUGUCUGUACAGAUGGUCCAGUCUUUUUGUAUUAGACUACCUUUUCCCUCAACUGUGACACACAGCAAUGACUUCAGAAGACGAAUAUUACUUGAAAUCCACAUUUUCUUUAUAGGGUGCAUAUAUAAAUAAAUUUCUUCUCUCUCAUCUUUCCCAUUAUCUUUGUAUCAGAAAUACCUCCCAUUUUAACACAGUUAAAACGUGCCCAGUGGCUCAAAUAGUGGAAGCUUUAAAUAGCAAAGCUAAGUUAUAAAGGCAGAUCAUUUAACUUUAAAAGAAAUCUCUAAUGCUUGCUCCUUUCCUAUCUGUUCAGUAAGCACUUUUGAGGAAGCUAGAAUUCACCAUCGAGUUCAGACUGUUCUGUUUAGUAUCUUGUCCUGGACCACAAUUUAGUAUACUGUGAAUCCUAGGAUUUGAGUGAAUUCAUAAUGCCGGAAGUUAAAGUUACUCAUGAGAGCUUAUUUUGUAUUAUAUGAAAUCACUUAUCAUCAAUGAUAAGUAAUAUAUAUGAUAAUCUAUUCUAACAAGUAAAUAUUUAAUACUUUCUGGUACCAAAUAAUGGGCUUGGAACUUUAUGACAAAACUGGUUUUAGACACGGUUUAGAUAUGGCUUUCUAUACUUGAGAGUCCCAGAUGAACUUGGCUGUAGUCUGCGAUGUAUGCAUUUUAGAAGCCUGCACUUUUUAUCAUAGAGACAAAGAUCAAAGAGAAGAUAACAGAAUUCUCUAUUUUUAAGUGCUUUCCAGCAUCACCUUAGUUAGUCCUCUAUAAUAGUAGUACUAAAAGUAGCCAACUCUGCUGACUAGUGUGCCAGGCACAGUUGUAUGUGCUUCACUUAGCUUAACUCAUCAAACCCUUAUGACAAUCCCAUGAGGUUAGAUAGUUAUCAUCAUGUUAGAGUUUAGGAGAAGAAACAGACACAGCUUGGCUCAGGCAGCCUAACAGUAGAAUUGACGCUUCUAAUAGACCAUGGUCUUUCUAUUUAAGUGUAAUUAUACCACAUUUUUUUAAGUGGGCAAACAGAUGAUCCCAAGAUUGCACAGCUAGUAAAUAGCAGAACCAGUAUUUACUAAUCUGAUUCCAAAAGUCCAGACUGUCUUCACUAUAUCACAUUGACUCUAUUCACUCUGGAAGAGUUGGGGUGAAUUGGAAUAUACAGUAGCUAGUAACAAUUACUGCUUUUAAAUGAACUUGUUUGUAUUUCAAGAGUAAAUGACUGGGGCCGGUGCCGCGGCUCAAUAGGCUAAUCCUCCGCCUGCGGCGCCGGCACACCAGGUUCUAGUCUUGGUCUGGGCGCCAGAUUCUGUCCCGGUUGCCCCUCUUCCAGGCCAGCUCUCUGCUGUGGCCCGGGAGUGCAGUGGAGGAUGGCCCAAGUGCUUGGGCCCUGCACCCGCAUGGCAGACAGGAGAGGCACUUGGCUCCUGGCUUCGGAUCAGCGCGGUGCACCGGCCGCAGCGGCCAUUGAAGGGUGAACCAACGGUAAAAGGAAGACCUUUCUCUCUGUCUCUCUCUCACUGUCCACUCUGCCUGUCCAAAAAAAAAAAAAAAAAAAAGUAAAUGAUUGGGAAACUUCUUCAAAGGAUGGUACAGUUGAUCUUUGAGCAGAUCUGAAUCGUGACUUUUCUGGGGAUGUUGCCUGCUGAUUGAGAGGAGUCACUCAUUGGGUAGGUCUGAUAAGAGUGAGUCAAUGAGGAAAGAAUUGAAAAGUAGUGCUCCAGUUAGCCUAUUGCUAUGUAACAAACUACUGUAAACCUUGGUGACCUAAGACAACAAUCAUUUUACCAGCAAGGACUCAUCAGGGCAGUACUGCUCCCUGUGGUGAUGUCAGCUGGUGGUAUUCAGUGGGUGGUUUGAACUGGUUUGGAGGAUCCAAGAUUUUCUCACGUGCCUAACACCUCAGUAGGGAGGGCUCUUCUCUCCAUGAAAUCUUGGAGACUCGCCAUGUGUUCUCUCCAUCAAGAUAAUCAGAUUUAUUAUAUGGCUGCUCAGGCCUUCAAGAUGGUGGGCAGAAGGUGCCAGUCCUCUGAAAGGCCAGGUCCCAAACUAUUACAGAGUCAGAGUCACCACCGUACUGUUGGUCAAAGAAGUUAAUGGUCAGCCUCGAUGUAAGGGAAGAGGAAAUACCAUGCUAUUUUGAGGACACACCAAGAAUUUGGAGCUGUCUUGAAUCAGUUAAAAAUAACAUUAGAUUUUUUUUAUUGGUACUGAUUCUUCUGUGUUCCUUACAUCAUUUGUUGGUACCAUAUAAACCAUUUAUUAUGAUAAAGGAGCUAGAAGGAGAAUGAAACAAAUACUAAGUGCAUAUUUUCAUUAGUAUUCCCUCCUCCCAAGAUUCAUCUAUAUUUUGCAAAACUUGGCAUUUUUUCCAUUUUGUACUGUGUUCUAAGUUGUGAUCAUUUGCCUGUAUUUACUGUGAAGCCACAAUAAAUGUACAUCCUGAGCCAUAAAUACUCCAAAGGGAGUAAAAAUACUAUUUUAGGAUUUGAUUUUUUAAAUAUGUCAGCUAUAUUUUAAGUUUACAAAUAGGUAAAAAUUCCUGUGGUAUAGAAAAAUUAUAUGGCUACUAAAUCUCUUUCAACAGGAGUUGAUAUCAGAUGGCUGGAUGGAGCAUAUUCUUGAAAUAGCAGAAGUUUUAUCUAUUCCCAUCUCUACCUCCUAUUUUAUAAUUUAUAACUAGAAGAUAAAGUGCUUCCUCUUGUUCUUAAUGUCUUUCGUACAGAAAAGUCCAUUGCCUAGAUUUAUAUGUUGUUUAUCUUUUAAAAUUAGCAAUUGCUAGCAGCCUCCCAUUUUAAAACCAAAUCAUUUAAUUUUUUAUUUUUAACUAGAUCUGUCAAUUUGGGGGUGCUUUAUUUAAAACUCCUACAAACUUAACAAUAAUUGGACUAUUCCUGCCUUAAGAUGAAAUGACAGUUGACUUCUCUACAAAUGAUCUCUCCAAAUCUGUACACUUUGGAAGAAAGGUUUGAAAUGACCCAUUCCAUGUGCAGUGGAUUCCUGGAGAAUCAGCUGUGAGGGCUUCUUGCUAGUCAUCCCCAGAUAUAGUAAAGAGAGCUGUUCCUCGAUCAGACCUCAGGAAUUGCAAAUACAGGAAAUAAAAGGGGUACUCUGGGCCAAAGACUUAAUGUAGAACACUACAAAAUGCUAGGAAGGGAAAAAGAAGAAUUUGGCAUUUGUAGUUGGGAGACCGGAGAUGGAUUGUUUGAGGCUAAAGCAUGAAGUUAACUAGGUUUUAUCAUAUGAUGUUUGGGGCAAAUGUUAAUGAACGAAAUAAAAGCCUUAAAGCUCUCUUUUUUAUGCUAACUUUCACUCUGGUAUAAGCUACUUGCCUCCAAGUCUACCCUUUGUGACAGAGAAGGCCUUUGAAACUAGUUCCAGAGAAUGAAAAAUGGUCUGAUAAUGUAUGGAGCUGUCUCUCAUUUUGAAUUAGAGCUCUUUAGGCCCUUCUUUAGAUUCCCUGUGAAUCUGAAGUUUGAAGUCAUUUUGUGGUUGCACAGAAAAUAAGCUUCUGUGGCCCUGAAUUGCAAAAAAGGACAAAGUCAGAUAAAAGGGAACCUUUUAUAGAAUGACAGAAUAUUUUCACAUCAAAGACCUAUAAACUGAUUCAACCCAGUCAAAACCACCUGAGUGAGUAGAAAUUCCUUAAGGUUUAGGUUGCUCCUUCCAGCCACAUCUAGAAGCAGAUGGUUAUGACACAUUUGAAGAUGAUCUACUGAGUUUCCUAUAAAGUAAUAGACUCUCAACUAUAGUGGUUAGGAAGCAUGGACAAAACAAAAUUGCUAUGCAGGGAACAAAGCUUAAAUGUGUUUCUUCUGGAAGCCAUGAUGGUCAGACAGGUCACUGAAAUGUGACUUAGAUCCACCUGUAGAAUGGCUAUCAGAUAGCAGAAAUAUUUAGAAUUUAUAUGAUAUAUCUAAUAUUUUUACAAAAAUAACUUUAAAUAUGUAACUUGAAUUUUUUUGAGCCUGUUUUCUUUUCUUGAAAACUGGCCCAACAAAAAUAACACUAAUAUAAUUCAAUUAUAUAUGCAUGUGCAUUGAACAUAAAGUAGUAUACUAAAGAGUUCAUGCAGAUAACUUUUUGUGGGAAGUUUGGCUAUUUUCUUAAUAUCUUUUUUUUAUAAAUAUAUGUUUAGAAAUGUAUUUACUCAUUCACCGUGACUGGUAGCAUAGAAGCAUUUUAUUAGCUGUAUCACUGAUUCUAAAAAUGAAAACUCUUGGCAUAGUAGGCCAUGAGAGCUUUUUGUUACUUUGUAUUUUAGCUAAAAAAUUUAUUUCUUGCACUUUCUAUUUAUAAAGCUGUUGUAACACAAUGCACCCAUGUAGUGUAGCUUUUGUAUUUAGCGAUAAAGAAUGGUAGGUGUUAAGGUGUUAAAACCUGGCAAAAGGAGGGACCUCAAAAAAAAAAAAAGUAUCUUGGCUUUCAUCUACCUGAGAAGGGUUGCAAUUUAAUACAAACUUAGUUGAACAUGGCUGUGUGCUGUUGUGAGUUGCAAUAUUGCUGUGAGUCGCCAGCUACAUGUAUGAGAGUUUGUAUGUAUAUGAGAAAAGAAGUUUAAUGAAGGCAGAAAAGUCAAUGUAAAAAUUCUACCUCCCACUACUGACUGAGCAUUCAAGAUUGCCCUGUAGCUCUUGGGCAUUGUCCACCCCGAUUCUUUUGUAUACUCACUUCAGCUCUACCUCUGAACAUUUGGCUGAAGCAAGAGUGUAGCUUUUUAUAACAAGAAAGGAAAGCCAGAACCUAAAACAGGGAGUCCACAACAUGAAAUUCUUGUCACGAUUUGAUGUUAGUGUUUGAUUUUAUUGCCCAAAUCAAGCAGUGUCAGAAUACUUGGGUUUGGUGUGUUUAUCCACUGGCUUCUAUUUGGCAAGAGUACCCAGGGAAGGUGGAGUAUUUCUGUUGGUCUUUUAAAAUGCACUCAACUCAAAUGUGAAACAUUUGUUUGAAUCCCUAAUUUCUUUUGUAAUUAUCAUUUUGCAGUCCAUUUUGGGGGGACUGGAUUUUAAAUCAUAUUUUCCUGAUAAUGAGCCUUCUGCCAAUAUCUGACAUAAAGAUAUGCAUGACAUGGGUUUUUGAAUGACCUGUUUUGCUUUUAGUCACUCCAAAGAGAGAUAUUCUUUCUUUUAUGCCAGUAUCAUUUUUAAUAGUCAAGAUAGCUUCAGUUAUAAAAUGCCAUUAGGCAGACCACCUAAUAAUCUGUAAAUGCAAUUGUAGCACUCAACUGAUUUACCAUUUGAGGCACUAUACACUAAACCAGGUCAGCUUUACUUACCUUUGAAACAUUUGUUAACAGCUGAGGAGGAACUGUUGGCCAUUUGACAGUUACCCUACAAUCCUUCCCACCUUCUCAUUCUAAUGUGCUGACUGGUUGUAAUGUCUAGAUCAGGGUUCUUUGCUUAGGAGUGAAAAAGGAAGAGACCGUUUUCAGGUGUUUAGAGGUUGGCAUCUGUGUUUUAGGUAAUAAUAAGUAUUUACUUUCUGGUAACUUUAGAUAGGGCAGUGGUGAUAAAGAGAAUGUGAAAUUUCAAAUAAUGAGACAAGCAUUACUCACAAGUGAUAACUGAUGUAAUAAUCUCUGACCAAAUAUAAUAUGAAUCUUACAGGGAUAUGAGGUUGAGAAAAAUCAUACGAAUCUAUUCACAGCUGGGUUCCCCUCCGCCCAGGAGGGUGUUAAAGGUAGAAUAGUUCUCAGCAUAUAAGCCAUGCUAAUAUCCUAGACUAAGGAAUUAAUUGCUUCUUAAGAAAAUUUUUUCUCUGGCUUAUUGUUUGUACCCAGAGUCUUGCCCUAGGCCUGUCCCCUGAUGUUUUGCUGUAACACAUACUUAAGGUGCAAUCUUCCCUAAAUUAUUAUUGUACUGUUGAUAUUACUGCCAAUUACAACCAAAGUGAUUUAUGU
This is a messenger RNA of Lepus europaeus (European hare), 13784 nucleotides long. It is a transcript of the gene ZBTB37, whose product is annotated as zinc finger and BTB domain containing 37. The transcript is spliced from 5 exons. Gene Ontology annotation, molecular function: DNA-binding transcription factor activity, RNA polymerase II-specific; protein binding; RNA polymerase II cis-regulatory region sequence-specific DNA binding. NCBI's taxonomy places the organism in Eukaryota, Metazoa, Chordata, Mammalia, Lagomorpha, Leporidae. The coding region runs from base 277 to 1788 and encodes 503 amino acids. The record is from RefSeq and is a predicted model, not a curated record. Gene Ontology annotation, biological process: regulation of transcription by RNA polymerase II.